This is a messenger RNA of Dreissena polymorpha, 3854 nucleotides long. RefSeq lists its product as uncharacterized. Lineage: Eukaryota; Metazoa; Mollusca; Bivalvia; Myida; Dreissenidae. The transcript is spliced from 8 exons. Bases 70 to 3624 code for a protein of 1184 amino acids. The record is from RefSeq and is a predicted model, not a curated record.
CGGGGGUACGUAAUCGGUAUAACCCAGGCCUUGUAAUACAACCAAGCGAACCAAAUAAUUGAAAAGAAAAUGGCCUCGUCGGACGAUGAGGACUUGGAGAGUCUACGACUUGCGGCCCUUGCAACAUUGAAGCCAAAAGCUCCCCAGGCCCCACAAGGCAUUCAGGUCCUUUCCACUGUUGGCCAGAUCAACAUAUCUGAGGCUCAAAUUUCCAGAAAUUAUGUUGAUGAUAAUCCAGAGUUUGCCCAUAUGCCGGUUGCCUGGAAACAAGCUGCAGACCAGCACAAUGUACUUUAUGAGCCAAGUUUUCAAGGCAACCAAGGUCAGUUUGUACAGAGUCAGCCAAGUUUUCAAGCAAACCCAGGUCAGUUUGUACACAGUCAGCCAUACUUCCUGAGAGGGAGAGGGGGCUACCAGCGAGGGUUUCAUGGCCCAGCAGGCUUCCAGAGGGGCUAUGGUGGACCAAGACUGGGCUGGAAUCCCAGGGGCAGAGGAAGGGGAAACUUGGGCACUGGUUUUGCUUCGCCCCCUGCACAACCGAAAUCUAAUGCUCUUAUUGUUAUUCAGGUUAAGGGAGACGAUAGCAGGGAGGAGCAGCCACAAUCUAUUGCAGCCCAGGACCGCAGGAAGUCAGAGGUUCGCCCCAUGCUGCUCAGGCCUCAGGACAAGUGGGCUGGCACAGAAGCCAGGACACAGGCUGCCCAACUCACAGAAAAGAUUAAAGUUUCCUCCAAAUUCAGACGUUAUGAUGAUGACUCGGAUAGUGAAGAAGAUGAUGAAGAAUUUCAGAGGAAUCGAAUCCAAACAGAAGACAACAAUGAGGCACAAUGGCUAGAGUCAGUACCUGGUGAUGUUGAGGUUCAGGUACACAGAAGAGAUGAUAAUGAUUACCUGGGGAAUGUGCCAGGACAUUUGGGAAGUGUAGAACUGGAUGAGGUUGUGGAAGUUCACUCAACAGCUGACAGAAAGAGCAAUGAAGAAGAUGGUGUUGCUGAUGUCAGUUUGGCAGACAUUUCCGAUGUCCUUUUGGGUGAGGAAAAUAUGGAAGAAGGGCAUACUGCAGAUGAAAGCUUGACCCCAUAUGUUGCAGAGGAAGAGGUGAUAGAAAAGACUGUGGUAGAGAAUGUUGAACAUGAGAAUGUUAUGCAAUCUGUAAAGCAACACACAUGUGACUCAGUUAUGACAGAUGACAACUGUGAAGAGUUUGACUCCUCAAAAAACGACAGUAGUGCAUUGGCUGAGUCUCUCCGGCAAGAUGAUAAUGCUUCAAAUUCUUACAGUACAUUCAGCAGAUUUAACCGACGCAAAGCACGAAAUUCUAAUUCUGCUGAAGAGUCUAAUGAGUCAGACUCAGAUUUAGAAAGUGGAACAUCGAGUAGAAGCAGUUUGCCAAGUCGCAAAAGCAGUGCUAGUAGCAGUGACAGCAAUUUUCAGGAUGGUGAAAAGUCUGACUUAGACGAUAUCGAUACAAAUAAACCAAGUUUAAAAGAGACCAAAGUUUUUGUGUUACCACAACCGGAAAACCAUCUCUGGAAAAAAAGUGCUUUACAAUCACCCUCUUCCGAAUCUUCCUCCAAAUCAGACAGUGAUUCUUCAUCCUCAUCAGACUCACAAGUGCUCCAAACACGUGCCAAAAGUGUACAGGAUAAACACAGCAGGUUAUCCCCAGAUACUGAAGUAAAAAUUAAGACUAAAUUUCCAAAUUCUGGUUCUGUGAUAGGGACAACUUUCAAACAAGACCUUCACCAUUCUAGCUCGCCUCAGGACAAUAGUCAUUAUGCUGAUAAAUAUAAAGGUCGAUCGUCUGAUCUCAUUCACAAAACUGAUGACAGGCUUGAAAGAUCAUCAUUUAAACAACAUUCACCUGAAAAUUCAAUUAUCAAACAGCAUAAUAAGACUAAGAAAGACAUGAAAGGAAAAGUUGAGAGUAAGGGAUACAACUCAUUUAGUCUCAGGAAUAAAUCUCGACAGCAGAUGACUGAUACAUAUUACAUUGAAGCUGAGCCAGAAUUUGAUGCAGCAAAUUAUAGAGAUGAUAAGUUGCAUAGAAGAUCAGAACAUCAGAAAAGAGAUUCAAAAGUUUCAUGUGAAAGAAAGGAACAGUCAAAAAAGCCUUUGAAAAAUCAGGGUGAAGGGGAAUUAAUCAAAGGUAGGCUUAUUGAUAGCAUGAGGCAUUUUAAAGAUAUUGGUAUCCACAAGAAUGGAAAUGAGAAAAAUAAGAUUCUCAGAACUGAGAAAGAUUUGACCAGUAAGUAUAAAGGUUCUAAAAAUAAUAGCAGAACAAGCGAACAAGAGAAAAGUGCUAAUGUAAAAGAUCUUGACACUAUUCCUAAGGAUGUUGAAAUAAUAAAAGAAUCAAAAACUUACCCUAAGCAGUAUGAAAAAGAUGCCAAAAGGAACAGAGAUGAAAAAAUAUUAAAAAGUAUGGAAAAGUCAAAAGAAAAAGCAAAGCAAAGGCAGCGUUCCACAGAAAUAUCUGAUAGAAAAACAAAAAAAGAUAAGUCCAACAAGUCAUUAAAGCGCAGAAGUAUUGAAGAAAAACUGCAACGAAUAGCAAAUGUAAGUUUUUCAUCAGAGUCCAGUGAUAAUGAUACUGCAGGAAACAUAUCCAGUUUAAAUGAUUCAAGUAGUGAGUCGGAGUCUGAAACAUGGAGAAAUAAGAAGCAUGGGGGCUCUCGUGAUACCAAUGAUAUUGAACUGGAGAAACGAAGAAGGAAAACACAGAAUAGAGAGAUAAGGCAUCCAAAAAGCAGCCAUGAAAAGUCUGGGAAAAGUCAGAAAAGAGAUGAUAAUAAACAGAAGUUUACAAAACAUGAAAAUAAAUUUCAAGAAAGAGAUGCUGAUGAUAGAAAACAAAUAAACUAUCAGAAAAAACUCGACAGAGUAAGUGGAUUUAGAGAUGAAAGGAAUAGUGAAUUAAAAUCGGAAAACAUGAAAGACUUGUCAUCACACAAAGGCAAAAGAUUUGAAGAGACUCAUUCAGAAUCUGAAAGUGAAACACGGAAAAAAGGAAUUGUAAGUGUGGUAAAGCACAAUAGGCCAAUGUCAAGCAGUCUUGCUGUUGUAGAUUUUAAAGUAUCUCAUUCGAAACAUGAUGAUGUAAGGAAUAGGCACUUGCACACAGAAAGGAUAAUUGUGCAUGUUGAAAGGUCAGACAGUGAAGACAAUUCUGGUACUAAACCUCAUCAGAUGCAUAAGAAGAAGCAUAAGAGUAGAGACAAAAUGCAGACACUGUCUGAUACUUUAGACCACAAUAAUGCGGAUCUUGAGAAGGGUAGAGGAGAUAUGAAAAAGGUUAUUGGUGUAAAGCUGUCCACAAGAGAUUCCUCCUCGAAGAAGGCAAGUGUUCACUCAAGGCUUGGUGUGCCAGUGAGGAGAGAAGAGUCCAGGUCUCUCUUUCCCCAGUCUAAACGCUCCAGUGACUUCACUGUGCCUGCAAGGGAAAAGAGGAGGAAACUAGCCGUAGAUGAUCUCAGCAGUACGAACAACAAGAGUCGUUCAGUAGAUGCAAAAGGGGAUGCAGAUGUAGAGCUGGAACGACACAUCAAGAAGAUGCAGGAGAAGAAUGCACAGAUUCUCCGACGCAAGCAGGAGGUGGAGCAGGACAAACAGAGAUAUGGAUGACAUCACAGCCCCAAUUAUGUGUAGUGGGAACAACGGCAUUUUUAUUAUAUGUGUAUGCACAAACUUAAAAGUGGUUAAGAUGUAGACUUAUUGUUGUAAAAUGUUAUUGAAAGUGGAAUUAUUUUAUAAGUUCUUAUGUUAAAAGAUGUUUUAUUUGCAUCAAAUAAGAAGCAUGGUCUUAAAUAGUAGUUUUUUAUGUACCCGGCAUAUACUGAUACCAAGAGGUAUUC